This is a messenger RNA of Cavia porcellus (domestic guinea pig), 9499 nucleotides long. RefSeq names its product homer scaffold protein 2 (gene Homer2). The coding region runs from base 152 to 1216 and encodes 354 amino acids. Gene Ontology annotation, cellular component: postsynaptic density; cytoplasm; plasma membrane. Gene Ontology annotation, molecular function: G protein-coupled glutamate receptor binding. NCBI's taxonomy places the organism in Eukaryota, Metazoa, Chordata, Mammalia, Rodentia, Caviidae. The record is from RefSeq and is a predicted model, not a curated record. Gene Ontology annotation, biological process: G protein-coupled glutamate receptor signaling pathway; regulation of store-operated calcium entry. The transcript is spliced from 9 exons.
GCCCGCCGGCCCGCGGGAGGCAGCGGCGGCGCCGGGGCUGAGCCGGGCGCUCUCGGCCGCCGCAUGCACCGCGCGGGGAGCGGCUGCCGAGCGGGCGGGCGGAGAGCGAGCGCCAGGGCCCCGUGGGAGCGGCCGCCGGAGCAGCCCGGAGAUGGGAGAGCAGCCCAUCUUCACCACCCGAGCGCACGUCUUCCAGAUCGACCCCAACACCAAGAAGAACUGGGUGCCUGCCAGCAAGCAGGCCGUCACCGUUUCCUAUUUCUACGAUGUCACAAGGAACAGCUACCGGAUCAUCAGUGUGGAUGGAGCCAAGGUGAUCAUAAACAGCACAAUCACACCGAAUAUGACCUUCACCAAAACGUCACAGAAGUUUGGGCAGUGGGCCGACAGCAGAGCCAACACAGUGUUUGGUCUGGGGUUUUCCUCUGAGCAGCAGCUGACAAAGUUUGCAGAGAAAUUUCAGGAGGUAAAAGAAGCUGCCAAACUCGCCAGAGAAAAGUCCCAGGAAAAAAUCGAGACCUCAAGUAAUCAUUCCCAGAAACCUGGGUGUGAAACCCCGUCUUCUACUCAGGCGUCCAGUGUGAACGGGACAGACGAUGAAAAGGCCUCUCACGCGGGUCCAGCCGACACGCACCUCAAGUCUGAGAACGACAAGCUGAAGAUUGCGCUGACGCAGAGUGCUGCCAACGUGAAGAAAUGGGAGAUCGAGCUGCAGACCCUGCGGGAGAGCAAUGCGCGGCUGACCACGGCGCUGCAGGAGUCGGCAGCCAGUGUGGAGCAGUGGAAGAAGCAGUUCUUCAUCUGCCGGGAUGAGAACGACCAGCUCCGCCACAAGAUUGACGAACUAGAAGAACAGUGUAAUGAGAUCAACAGGGAAAAGGAGAAGAAUUCGCAGCUGAAGAGAAGAAUUGAAGAACUAGAGUCAGAACUCCGAGAGAAGGAGACGGAGUUGAAAGAUCUCCGAAAACAAAGUGAAAUCAUACCCCAACUCAUGUCAGAGUGUGAAUAUGUCUCUGAGAAGUUAGAGGCAGCAGAGAGAGACAAUCAGAACCUGGAAGACAAAGUGCGGUCUCUAAAGACAGACAUUGAGGAGAGUAAGUACCGGCAGCGCCACCUGAAGGUGGAGCUGAAGAGCUUCCUGGAGGUGCUGGACGGGAAGAUCGAUGACCUCCAUGACUUCCGCCGAGGCCUCUCCAAGCUGGGCACGGACAACUAGGGUGACAGAGACCAGGCUGCUGUGAGUCCCACGUGUGUGUGAGUCGCAGUAGGGCUAGGACACGCUCCUCUUCGCGUUGCUUCUGUAAAUGCUGGCGCAGUGUGUCGUGAGUCCAGACCAGGCGUGCGUCCACUUGCUCCUCUCCAGAAUAGAAAUCUCCUCUCGCUUCUCUGGCCUUUGAGGUUGUGGACAACUGGAAGAUUCUGACUCAGGAACCCAGAACUAGGUCUACCUUAAACGUUUACGCAGUCAGGGCAGGGAUGUUUAUAUCUUUCUUAAGGGCUGUUGCAACCCUAUAACUGAAAAACAAGUCUUUUCUAACCCAAAUAUCAGUAUCCUUUAUGACAGGCCAUCUUGCUCCUUUUACUGAACAGCUCCGAGUAUGUGAUUGUCCACUAGGUUCCAGUCCAUGGGGUGUGGUGGGUGCAACUGCCCUCCCACGCAACACUGAGAUGCUUUAAAGCAAGCCUGUAGCGGAGACCUGUGCAGAGAAAGAAAGCACGUUUCUGGCAGGUACACCUUUGGACCGGGGAGAUGCUAGCCGCUGCUACACUCCACUCUCCCCUGUUAUGUUCGGUUGUGACAGUGCUCUUUUUCUUGGCUUGAAUUUCUGAGCAGAUGCUCAUGCUGUGGGAACAAUAUGCAGUGAGAGUGCCUAACUCAGUGCCUGGCACAAAGUAGGUGCUCAAUAAAUACUUGUUCAAUUAAACAUCUAAACAGAACUACUGUUUUAAUCAGACUCCACAGUGGAGUUCAAACCUUGUUGAAUGAUAUGCUCUUUGUUGUACUGGGUAAUUAUCAGAAAGAAAGGCACCAACCGGCCAAACUGAGGGUUGGCUCACAUGUAGCAGACACAUUAGAGAUUGGUCUGAGGCCCCACAAAAGCCCGGCCAUGAUACUUCAGCUCUGGGGGUCUCUGUCUGCAGGGGUCUUUGCCCCUGGGACCAUUUCUGAACAUGGCAGCCUGGAACCUGAUGAUUCUAGAGCCCUGUGUCUGUGGUACCCAGGACUUGGGAAUUGAGUUGUGAUCUUGUAAAGGGUUUGGAGAGCUGAAAAAGAAACUGUACUGGCUCAUGAGGGUGAGGGAGGAGGUCAACUUAUCCUGGGACCUUUGGUCUCAACAGCAGAGGAGCUUGAGCCCAGGUCUGCCUCCGGCCUGUUUUAGGGUGCCUGCUAAGGUACGAGAACCAUAAGCCCCCCCUCUCACACAGAGCUGCUUAGGGCCAGUGGGCCUUUGGGUGCCAUGGUAUCCUUUGCGGAGGCAUCACCCGCACUGAUAGAGGUUUGAGUCCCUGGCCCGACACAUUUCUAAGUGCUUUGAGCAUGUGGAGGCUUUGCUGCCCUCUUACCUCUCUGAGAACCACCCAGGAGAGCUUCUCCCUCGAGAAGCAGGGCUGGGCUGGGAAAUUCUUCCAGCUGGAACUGGACCCAUGAGAAAGCAGCCUGAGGAGAGGAGGGGCCCUGUGGACAAGGUCCAGACCCCAAAGUGGGUUUCUGAGUUCACAGCUGUCCUUCCCCAGCUAAGCUGUCUCUGGCAGGGAAGUCUUGCUUGGUAUAUAUAGUCUUGCUUGGGAUAGAAAAGAGAGAAGGCUGGUUAUCUGGGGCACCAGGGUACCCUGCAGGCUGUGUGGGGCCAUGAGCACCUGGGGCUCUUAGACAGGAAAUGGGAAAUAUGGUCAACCCUGCCCUCUCCCGAGUUCCCGGUGGCUCUCAGGACAGUAGGUUGCAGCUCCCUUAGUGGCUGAUCCAGGAGACCUGAGAGCUAGACUGGCCACAGAUUGGUCCCAUGGCCCAGCAGCAGAGCUGGCAGCCUGAGCCUGUCGCUGCCCUGGAGCAGUGGACUCUGAGAUCCAAACACUCUUAAUUCAGGCCUUCAGGUGACCCCAUCUGUAUGUACUGUGGACUUGAUAAUCUAGAAGAAACCCUCUUGGCUAACCAGAGUAUACUGAAGUGACAUAGUCACAGGUGGAUAGUUGCUAAAGCAUUUGUCCAUUCUCAUAGCAGUGAUUCUAGAAAACAUCGACACGGAAGUGUAAUGUGUGCUAUUACUACUGUGUACUGCUAGAGGCCCAAGACCCGCAGUCCUGCUCACCAACUGAAGAGUGUGAUGAGCAGCUGUGGCCAGUGGUGAGGUGCUUAGAUCCGUCAUAUGGCUGGGGCUGUCCAGUCUCGGACUCUUGCAACCCAGGAGCUGAGGUGAGGGGCCCUUUACAGAGAGAAAUGGAUUCCUAUGACACCAUGCAGAGGGGACUUAGUAUAGCAGUGACAGUGCCCCACUGCAUUUGUCCAGGGUUUCCUGUAGCACAGCAUCAUGGGUCCUUAGGGCCAGGGCACUUUCGGAACUACCGUGUGGCCUCAUGCCACAUGCAGGCCAGAUAUCACCGUUUCCCUCAUGGUUGUUGUAGCCACGUUGGGCUGCUUGGAAGAUGUUGGGCUGGGAGCACAUGAUCAGUUUACAGAUGAGAUCUCCUUGGUUUUGUCAUCUCCGAGACUGGCUGUGAGCCCCGGAUUAGCUUUUGUUCUCUAUCUAUGAAACCUGGGCCUAAAUGAGGCUAAGUAAAACUCAGAACCCUUUACCGUGAUGCUCUUUAAAGAUAACUUCAUGCCAAGAAGAGACCCAGAUGGAUGAACUUCUCAUUCUGGGAUGGGAAGGAGCCAGGAUGUCUUCCAGUGCUCUGGAGGUGUAAAGUCACUAGGGUGACAGGUUGGGAGGAGUGUCGUCAAGCCUUGGAUGACGGGAGUGCUCCAUCAGCCCUGCAUGCUGUCCCUUUAGACCUUCGCUGGGGGAGAGGACUUGACAGAUCAGAUAGGAAGCAGAGACCGAGAAAGUGACAUACCCAAAGUCCUGCCAGUGACCGGCAGCGUGGGCUCUGCACCCAGUCUCCUGGACCAUAUCCCCUAUCAGCUAUAUCCCCAUUCUCUCUGACAAUCCCUGGCUGCCAGGAAAAUAAUUUUCUCUUGAGUCCCAAUAAGGAAUAUUGCAAUUAUAUUAUUUUAGUAUGUAUCCACAGUAAAGGACGACCUACAAAGGAGCACAUCAGAAUUUUAUGUUCUUUACAAAUAGUUCCAUUUGGAAUGAUUCUUGUUUUUUAAGGCUCUUUCUAAGAAGUGUUGAUUGUCCAGGCUUAGAGGCCAGUUCAGUGGCACAUGAUCUCACUGAGUUCUUUGUCGAUAGCUGAAAUGGAGGCAGAGUAAUCAGAUUAGAACCGGUGAGUAGCCCUGAGACAGAAGCAGCCCCUGGUGGGGGAGGAGGCUUGCCAGGGAGGGAGCAGACUGCAGAUCCCGAGCAGGUCUUGCAGGCCCAGAAAGACUGUCCACAGGGCAGCUGAUCUCUAGCCCACAGGCUCCUUAAGCGCAGCAUCACAAAGGGAGUUGAGGGGUGCCUGGCUCUUGGUCUGCAUUUGUCACGAUCCAUCAACUAAAGGCUGUUGGGUAAAACAGUAUUCUGCCCCGAAGCAUCUCUAUCUGCCCAUUUUAAAGGGGUUCAUCUACAGACAAGUCCCCCUUUCUGUAGAAACCAGGACUGGAUGAGAGCCAACCACAGGACCACCCCAUGUUUGGAAAUAGGGUACCUAUGGUGUGGCUUAGUGUUAGUGUAAACACUCAAAAGAGACUGCCCUUUGCUAACACUGCAUGUGGGUUGGCGUCUAAAAGUUACACUUCAUUCACUCACCUGAAACAUCACUGCAUUUGGAAAAAGCACUUGGGAUAUAGACUAAAAUCUUGAAAAUGAAUGUCUAUGUAUAGCGUUUAAUGACAUGUGUAGUUUAAGUGGACCCUAAUUUCUGAGUACAUGGCUUCCCCAAAGAAAUAAUAGAUAGUGUAAGGAUGGUGGGGGAGAGCAUGAAGAGGGACUCUUGUGUGGAAAUUUAUGUUUUUUGCGUGUAUUUUCCAUGCACCUAUUUGAAGAAUAGAGUUCUUUAAACAUAGCCUGGCAAAGUGACUGCUACAGAUUCUCAGCUGGGUGAACUGUUCUGGUGAACCUAGGACUCUGUGUGUGUAUGUGCACCUGUGCGUGUAUUGGAGGAAGAAGGAAUCACGGGCAGCAGAGAAGCAAUAAGGAAGAGUUUUCAUAAAAAUACACACCUGAGAGGAGUCUUUAUUUGAAUAUUUUGAGGUUGAUGUUCUAUGUUCUGGAAUCCAUGAAUGAGAGAGUGUGUGAGCUUUGUUAUGAGCGGCACUGCCCAGUGCCCUGCUGUCCUUGGCAGUGCAGAGCUGGCUGUAGGGUGAGCUGGCACACCCGGCGAGUGGAUGCCAGACUCUUUCCAUGUUGGCAAGUGACCGGCAGGACGGACACUAUGCAGCCGCGGAGAAUGUAUUAUAUUCCUGUUUUUACCCUCUUGUACUUACUACUUUGAAAAGAAAGUCCUGACUUUCGAUUAUUAUAGCGGUGUCUUAUUAGAUAUGGCAAACAAGAAGAUGUUUCUUAUGUCAAAUAUAAGAGUUUAAUGAAUACAGGGUGGAUAAGUGGACUCUCCCAAGAAUUUUUCCCUUUAAAUACUUUUUUUUUGGAUAUAUGAAUAGCAUAUACAUUUUUAAAGAAACUAAUAAGUGAAAAAAAAACACCUAUUAUUAUUCCAUCUGAUUAUAACCACUGUUAACAUUUCAGUGUUAUGUUCAGUAUAUGUCCAAACUUUUUCCUAUGCAUCUAUAUGUGCUUUUUUUACUUUUCCAUAAAAUAUCACAUUAUGCAUACUGUUCUAUAACUUGCUUUUUCCCCUUUUAACAUAAUAUUGUGGGUAUAUUUCUACAUCGAUAUGUAAUUAUAACCUUUUAAAUACCUGUGUAGGUCAUAUCUUGGAUACUUAGGCUGUUUUCAAUUUUUUACUGUUGUAAUCAAAGACAGAAUGAAACCCUGCUGGCAUCUUUGUAAACUUUUCAGAAUACUUAGGACAAUUUUUCAAGAGGGAACUUGCUGGCUCAAACAUACGUCUCUCUAUUUGUGGCCCCAUUCCACCUGGGCACAUAGGGCACUCCACUGUCUGAUGUCCCUGUAGUCAUUCAGGAUCUCAUGACUAACUCCAGCCAAUCAAAUGUGAGCAGAGACUGAACUGAGGGAGCACAGAGCCCCAGUGUCUGUCUCCUGCCUCAGCAAUGUGACAUGCUGGGUGGAGCCUCCAGCAGCCUAGGUCCCCGAGUGAGGGACUCUGUGGAGCAGAUCGUCCCUUCGCUUCUCCCCCACCAACAACUUGCAUGGGCCUGUAGUGGGAACAGGAAAUAUAAACCUUAAUGUUACACCACUGGGACUUCAGGGUUAAUUUGUUACUGCAGCAUAACAGCCUUUUUUGACUAGUGAGAAAGAUAGGCACAUUUUUAGGAGCUUUUCUUAUACAAGAUAUAUUUUAAAAAUACCAUAAAAGACACAUUACCAUUAAUCCCCUUCAGCGUACUCCCCUUCACUUUACACACACUCAUCUGACCCUUCUUGCUGCGUUCUGAAACAGUUCUGACAUCCUCUUUCCUCACUGCUUUAAUCACAUUGCCAUGACUGCCUCAAUGUCCUGAACUGAUUCAAAAUGUUUACCUUUCAUGCUCAUUUUGACUUUGGGGAAGAGCCAGAGUCCUAAAGUGCCAGCUCCAGUGAAUGAGGAGGAUGAAGAUGCACCAUGAUGCUUUUCACGAGCCUAACAUUCCGUUGGAUGGCACACAGUAGACGCAUUCACCGUAUGUUUUGUCACACCUAGUGAAGACACUCAUGAAAGAGGGGUCCAGAACUGCUUCAGAAAGGGGCAAGAACAGUGGGAUAAGUGUGUCUCAAAUAUGAGGUGGGGUGUUUUGAGGAGGCUUUUAAAUUUUAAAAAAUUCUCUUAGUACAUGUUUGCAGUUCAUGCAGUUUAAGGAGGCUUAGUGGCAAUGUGCCUUUUACUGUAAUAAUGUUUUACUUGAACGUUUACUGUGUAUUGUGAUCACCCGUCAUGUGUUACCUCAAGUUGCCUUUCAGAAAGAUUACUCCCAAAUACAUUUCCACCUCUAGCAGUGUGUGAGAAUGUCCAACGCCUUCUUUAACACUGUUACUAGCAUGGGGUCUGGAGGUAUAAAAAAACAUUAAAUUUUUGAUGAAAAUGAUGACCAUCAUUAGAAAUAUGUUUUUAUUGAAUUUUAUGUUUCUGUAGUUUAUCCAGUCUGGCCAGUUUUCUCAGAAGGAAGCUAAUGUCUUCAUUGAUUUCUAAGAGGUUUCUAAAAAUAAAUAUUGUAGAAAAUUUUAAGUUAUAUUACAGUUUUUAAAAAUUGAUUACUCAAAUAUUAAUCGAAUCUGUCUUGUCUUUCAGUUAUUACCUUUGGUGUCAUUCUUACAUUCUUUUUGUUUCUAAUUCCAAGAUUGUGUAAAUAUUCAUCAAUUAUUUUAUUCUUGUCUAUUUAGUUUUCUUUUUAAACAGUUAAAUUGGAUUGGAAUUUAUUUUCUAAAUUGCCCCAACAGUCUUGCUCGGGAUAUUUACUUUCCCUACUAAUGUGAAUCCCAUUUUUACUGUACGCCCUCGAAUACGUGUGUUUUCCUCAGCGUCUCUGAGCUUUGCGCCGGGUGCCACCCACCGGUACAGUCUGGCACUGGGACCACCCUGUUGGAUCAUCGUAAGGCUAGCCCGAGUGUCCCAUUAGACCUUUCCAGAAAUUUCCAAGUACAUUUGCAUAUUAAUAUAUCAGAAAACCUUUGGGGAUCAUUUUGUAAUGUUUGGAAGAAUUGGAAAUUAGAUUAUGUAAAAUGUAUAUAUUACUAUAGAAUUAAUAACCUUAUACAUUCUCUUUCAGUUCAGUGAAUUUAUAAUGCUUAGUUUUAUGUCCUUUGGUCUAUUUUUUCUAAUAAAAGUAAUUUUUGUAGUUGUGGUUACUACUGUAAAUGAGCUCUUAUGUCUAUUAUUAUUAUUAUUAUUAUUAUUAUUAUUAUAUUAUUUUAGUACCAGGAAUUGAACUCAGGGCCUCACUCUUGUCAGGCAGGCGCUGUGCCACUAAGCGAUAUCCGACACUCUCCAAUUGUAUUUCUCAUCAGCUUAUUGUUACUAUGUAUCCCACUGUUCUUUUUAAUAUUGAUAGUUUUUUUACCUGGACAUUAAAGUUAUGUAAAUUUAAACAUGAGAAUACAUACUGUAGCAAAUCAAAAUCCUGUAGAAUUAAAAAUCCCUCUACCGUAAGAAUCAAUAAUUAUGAGUAGUUCUGUUUUCCCUUGGCAGUAGGAAGAGGCCUGUGUCAGUAAGCAUCAGUCUACCUCAUCCUUACGUCUGCGUUAAGAUGGUGUGUUGUUUAUUUAGCUUGGCAAUUGGUUAUUUUGACACCACUUAAUUCCUUUGGCCUUUUUCAAAUAGGUUACAAUUCUGAGUUAGGUGUGAUCAUUUUAUCUUCAUAUUUUUAAUCUUAUUUUACUAUCUUGUAAAGUCCUAUAUGAUGCAUAUAUAAUUGUGCAGGUAUUAUGUAUUUUUCUUUAUAUAUGUAUUUUUCCUUUAGCAAGAAUACCUCUAGUGAUUUCCCAAAGUAUAAAUUUGGCUUUAAAUGUAUGAUAUUCUUGAUUUUUGAACUUAUAUAUUAAAUUAUGGACAUUUAUUUCUAAUCUGCUAAAAAUUUUAUCAGUAAUAAAUGUUGGGAUUUUAGUAAAUGACCAUUUUCUGAUCUGUCAGAUGAUUAAAUAAUUCUUCUCUAUUGUGACUUGAGAUGAAUCAUUUUAAUAGAUUUGCUAAUGUUAAGCCCACUCUACACUUCCAUAAAAAUCUGAUACCAUCGAACUAUGUUGUUCUUUUAAUAUUCACCUCCUUUUAAUGUUAACAGUGGUUAUUUGUGAUUGGUUGGUCUUUGAUAGAUUUUUAUUUUGUGUUUCUUAUCUGUUUUCUAAUUUUUUCUACAAAGAUUAGGUAUUGCUUUAUAUAAUAAAAAUAAGAGCUUUAUAAUGAAAAACUACUGUCAAUUUGGUUUGCUCAUUUUAUUUUGGAAAUUUCAUAUCUUAAAAAAGUGAAUAGCUGCUAUUUUUUUCUUUGUCAAAUAUUUUUGUUAACUUAUUUUAAAAAAAUAAAGGGACUUGGGAAGGUCUCUUUUUCUAUGUCCUGAAAUAGUUUAAAUAUUAAAAGUUUUUGCUCUUCAAAAUUUUUAUAACAUGCAUAAAACUGUCUUAAGUGUAGUGCCUUGUUAGAAAAUAAUCCCUUGAUAAUUUUUCCAGUUUUCUCUGUGCUUGUUGGUCUUUUUCUCUCAUUGGUCAUACUUUCUUCCUGGUCUGUAAGUUUUUUGGCAGUUCAAUUUUCCUAAAUAAUUCUAGUAACAUUUUCAAAUGUGUUGGCAUUAAAUUGUGUUGGUUUUUCUUAC